Messenger RNA from Tribolium madens (black flour beetle), 628 nucleotides. RefSeq lists its product as uncharacterized. The record is from RefSeq and is a predicted model, not a curated record. NCBI's taxonomy places the organism in Eukaryota, Metazoa, Arthropoda, Insecta, Coleoptera, Tenebrionidae. The transcript is spliced from 2 exons. Bases 245 to 628 code for a protein of 127 amino acids.
UGUCAUACCGCAAAAUUGCACGCUUGGUCCGUUGUAUCUAAAGAAUUCAUGCGGAAACGUAGAUAAUAUUUAACAUUAGAGUAGAAUCAUUACACGGGUCUGAAACACAAGAAGGAAAUGGAAACGUUGAGUUUACUGCAAACGGUCGUGGUGGCAGCACUUAAGUGACGCACUUACUCAAAUCAAAAACGCGUUCAUUUCGAAAAUGAUUCCUUGAUGUUUCGGUACUUGCGAAAACGCGAAAAUGAUAAACAUUACGAUUUUAUUAAUGAUUUGGAUGAGUUUCGUUCACGCCGAAGAGUGCUGUGAAGGGAACGAAUUAGAAGAAGUGCAAUCGACGUCCUGGGGGAUUUACCCAAAACAGUGGUCGCUUCAAAACAGGAUACCCAUGAUAUCAGAAUUCGACGUCGCCAGGAAGCGGGAGACUCGAGGAAAAUUCAAAGUGAAGAAAAAAAUUAAACGUUUCCUACUGCCGUUACUUUUAGCUUACAAAUUAAAAUUUUUCACAUUAAUACCAGUUUUAAUCGGUGGACUUAUCCUCUUAACAGGAGCCACCGGAUUAGCAGGAUUUUUCUUCGCCCUUUUUGCUGCCGUUAUGGGACUUAAAACCGGCGGCGGGCAUUAUUAG